UUGUAUUUUUAUGAAUCUGGCAAGUUAUUCUUACUUUUCUGGCAUGUGCAACAUGACCGCAGAGACGCAGCACUCGCCCGCAGAGGCCAGCCCUGUCGUCAUGUCUCCAAACGUCAGCCUGGACUCCCCGCUGCCUCCGCCGCCUCUCAUGCUGCAGGCCCGCUCAAAGGACAACAUCCUGAUCAAGUCUGAGCCCAGAGGGAGCAGCCCCAACAAUGAGGAUGGAGCCGCUUUGGGGCAGACCGAGGAGCACCUGCCCACUGGUGGGAGCAGGCGAAGGAAGAGGCCUGUGCAGAGGGGCAAACCUCCAUACAGCUACAUUGCCCUCAUUGCUAUGGCCAUCGCUAACUCCCCCGAGAGGAAGCUCACCCUGGGGGGUAUUUAUAAGUUCAUCAUGGAGCGUUUCCCUUUCUACAGGGAAAACUCAAAGAAAUGGCAAAACUCCAUACGCCACAACCUCACACUCAACGACUGCUUUGUGAAGAUCCCACGCGAGCCCGGUAGACCUGGGAAAGGGAACUACUGGACGUUAGACCCUGCAGCUGAGGAUAUGUUUGAUAACGGGAGCUUUCUGAGGAGGAGGAAGAGGUUCAAGCGCACAGAUGUGAGCACCUACCCAGGGUAUAUGCAGAGCUCCAGCGCCUUCACACCGACCCCAAUGGGCCGACCCACGUACCCAAACACCCUGUACGCAGGUAUAGGGUCUGGCUAUGGGUCCCAACUGACUGCUACAUCCCCACAUCCCGCCAUGCUGCAUCACUACCAGACAUCCGGACAAGCCCAGCCACGUAUGUUCAGCAUCGACAACAUCAUCAGCCAGCAGACAGUGGUGCAGGGCGGGGAUCUCAACUCCCAAACACUGGGGCUGCACGGCGGACCUGACCUCAGCACCAUGACCUCCAGCUGCUCCGUCACCGGCCCCGACCCCUCUGCGUGCUUCCAGACCCAGACUGUCAACCCCUCAGCCAACAUGCUGGGCAGAAACACAGGGAACCUCUCCUCAAACCUAGGGGGCGCGUACGCAUACUCCACUUCGGCGUCCCCUCCAACUUUACCCGCCAUGACCCAGUCCGGGUUCUCCCCCGGGAGCUCUCAGGUGUACUGCUCCGGGAACAGGCUGCCCCUACCGGCUCUGCGCCCGGGGUCGUGCGCUGAUCACACCGAGCAGCUGCUGGGCCUCUCGGGACCCAUGAACUCCUACAACAACAGUUACAUGAGACAGGCCAACUUUGCGUCAGGGUUAGAGCGCUAUAUGUGAGGCGUUUUAAUAUCCUGAUAAAUUGUAUCUGCUAAAUAUUUUCACAUGAAUAUUACCUCUAAGAGUAGAACUGCCAGUCUGUCAGUGAAGUCCCCUCUUAGAGUGUUUUCGGAACAGGCCUAUUACCUAUACUGCAAUGUUACCAAAGACUCAUAUCACGCAUUAUCCCAAAUCCCUUUAAUAAUUUUGAUGAGUUAUUCGAAAUAAGAAUUGUACCGAGCCUUAUAAUAAAACAUUCCUACUCUUAAAAGCCAUUUAGAUCCGUUUGACACAUUCCAUGACUGUUUUCAGUGUUUUAUUGUGCCUCAUUUCGUUCAUAUAUGUUCUAUGUUUUAGGUUUAUUUUUUAACACGUUGAUAUUUGUGUGUUGUAUCUGCUGAUUUUCAUGUAAAUAGUUUGUUGAUGUAAAAACUUUAUUAAAAGUGUGUUAUUACUGCUGACGACAGGUCGUUUGA
Molecule: messenger RNA, 1713 nt
Organism: Notolabrus celidotus (New Zealand spotty)
Lineage: Eukaryota; Metazoa; Chordata; Actinopteri; Labriformes; Labridae
Gene: foxe3
Product: forkhead box E3
Exons: 1
Coding region: 11-1258 (415 amino acids)
Biological process (GO): cell differentiation; regulation of transcription by RNA polymerase II; anatomical structure morphogenesis
Molecular function (GO): RNA polymerase II cis-regulatory region sequence-specific DNA binding; DNA-binding transcription factor activity, RNA polymerase II-specific
Source: RefSeq, a predicted model, not a curated record